GUACCGGACCUCAACACCACUCUCCAUUCUACUUUAUUAAGCGGGAAACAGAUACUUCCUUAUCCAUCGAUGAAACGUCGACCACACUGGAUACGUGUCGUUCUCAAAGAGGUCUGUCACUAAACUAUCACGUCGACCCAGUGUAAAUUUAUCAUCCACGCUCUCGUGGAUUACGUGGAGGAAGAAAUAUCAUUUCUUGUUUGAAAUAAAAAAAGAAUAAAAAAAAUUAGGACAGAACAGAAGAGACACGCAAACAUAUCCAUUAGGGUCACAACGGUUCUUACAGCUUCUAUUACCAGAAAGGAAAGAAAGCCGAAAUUUGUUUCAAGAUAAAGUAAUUUAAGUUGGAGCUUGUUUCUUGGUCGUACAGUGUCAGGUGAAUAGAGAAGAAGAAGAUGGAAAACACAGACGAGCUUGUCUCCAUUGAGCUACCAGCUCCAGCUUCAUGGAAGAAACUGUUUUAUCCGAAAAGAGCCGGUACUCCGAGAAAGACGGAGAUUGUGUUUGUGGCUCCAACGGGUGAAGAGAUUAGCUCGCGGAAGCAGUUGGAGCAGUACCUGAAGGCCCAUCCUGGCAAUCCUGUCAUCUCUGAGUUUGAGUGGACAACUGGGGAAACUCCAAGGAGGUCUUCAAGGAUCAGCCAAAAGGUUAAGGCUACAACGCCUACUCCUGACAAAGAGCCCCUCCUGAAGAAGAGACGAUCUUCUCUCACGAAGAAGGACAAUAAGGAGGCUGCUGAGAAAAAUGAAGAGGCUGCUGUGAAGGAGAACAUGGAUGUUGAUAAGGAUGGGAAGACGGAAAACGCAGAGGCUGAGAAGGAGAAAGAGAAGGAGGGAGUGACAGAAAUUGCAGAGGCGGAGAAGGAGAACAACGAGGGUGAGAAGACUGAGGCUGAGAAGGUGAACAAAGAGGGUGAGAAAACUGAGGCUGGGAAGGAGGGUCAAACGGAAAUUGCAGAGGCUGAGAAGGAGAAGGAGGGUGAAAAGGCUGAGGCUGAGAACAAAGAGGCAGAAGUUGUGAGAGACAAGAAAGAGUCCAUGGAAGUGGAUACCUCUGAGUUGGAGAAGAAGGCUGGGAGUGGAGAAGGAGCUGAAGAACCUUCCAAAGUUGAAGGCCUCAAGGACACUGAAAUGAAAGAGGCGCAGGAAGUUGUUACUGAGGCUGAUGUAGAGAAGAAGCCUGCAGAGGAAAAGACUGAGAACAAGGGCAGCGUGACAACCGAAGCUAACGGAGAACAGAAUGUAACCCUGGGUGAGCCUAACCUUGAUGCAGAUGCUGAAGCAGAUAAGGGAAAAGAAUCCAAAGAAUAUGAUGAGAAGACGACAGAAGCUGAGGCGAAUAAGGAAAAUGACACUCAAGAAUCUGAUGAGAAGAAGACAGAAGCUGCAGCAAAUAAGGAGAACGAAACCCAAGAGUCUGAUGUCAAGAAGACCGAAGCUGCAGUAGCAGAGGAGAAGAGUAACGACAUGAAGGCAGAAGACACAAACAGAAGCUUGGAGGCGAAUCAAGUUCAACAGCAGCAGGGAGCUGCAGCUUCCGUGAGCUGUUAAAACCUAUAUCGUUCUGUACAGAGCACAGAGCGUGAAGAGUUUGUUGUGAUUUCAGGUGUAGCAUUAACAUUAUGAGUGGUUGUUGUAUGUGUUGGUAGAACUAAUGUCUCUCUAUGUUGUAGUUCAGUCCAUUAUCAUUUGACGUUUGUAUCUUUGUACCUUUGUACUUUGUUGUAUUAUUAAUAUUAGGCAUUUAGACUGUCCUUUGUCUCAUACUUAGACGAGUGAUGCAAAGUGAAUGAAUCCUAACACCCAAGUCCCAAAGCAGAAGAUUGCAUG
Arabidopsis thaliana (thale cress) is the source of this 1829-nucleotide messenger RNA. It is a transcript of the gene MBD10, whose product is annotated as methyl-CPG-binding domain 10. Gene Ontology annotation, cellular component: nucleus. NCBI's taxonomy places the organism in Eukaryota, Viridiplantae, Streptophyta, Magnoliopsida, Brassicales, Brassicaceae. The transcript has 2 exons. The coding region runs from base 396 to 1550 and encodes 384 amino acids. The record is from RefSeq and is marked reviewed. Gene Ontology annotation, molecular function: DNA binding.